AUGUGCGGCUCGGCGAAGGACAUUGGACUGUGUGCGACCAGGCAUGAGGCACGCACAAUCGCACAGGCGAGGCGUCAGAGUCCUCCCACGUGCAUGCUGCUGACCUUCACAGACCAGGCAUUCCUUCGCACCGCUAACGUGCAAUCGCUCCUGCACCCGCCUCCCCCAUCUGUGCCCUUGCGCCUCUAUUCUCUGCGCAUUCCGCUCGCCACCUCUGCGCCGAACGUAAUAUGGCUUCUACCAUCCGACCACUCUGAAUGCCCGCCCAACAUAGGCGGCAUGAGCGGCGCAGGCGGCGGGGGCUAUGAGGGCAUGCCGGCACCUCAAGUGCCCCCACCAUACCACACGUUCGCGCCGCUUCCGCGCAUCGUGGAACUCCGCGCACCCGUCCCUCACUUGCCUAUGCCCGCUCAUGCGCUCCCCCCAUGGACCCCUCACAUUCCAGUGGCUGGGAACGACCCCGCCUCCUUGCGAGCAAUCAGAAACUGCCGCGUGGCAGGCGAUGACAGGCGGCCAAGGGGUUAUAAGUCUCGGGCAGCAGAAGCGACCGCUGGGGCGGGAGGCGCAACGGAGAGGGCGGACAAUGGGGACAUGGCGGAAGGCAGGGGGGAGACGAACACAGAUUGGCGGGGAAAUAAGCGGCGGAGGGGGGAGAUAGAGGGAAGCAGGUAUGAGUGGGAAUCGGUCCCAAGUGGUGGACAGGGGGGGGCGAACAGGGAGGGAGGGGGGAGGGGAAAUGGGAGAGGAAGCAGGCACUGGGCUGGGAGCAGAGGGCGCGGCGGAAAGAAGCGCGCGGGGAAGGGUGCGAAGCGGUCUGGGGCGCAGAGAGGGGCGGAGUGGAAGGCUCCCAAACCACUGGCGUUCCCAGUCACAUGCCCGCUCUGUCCUGACGUGGUGCUGACGUCACUGCCAGUGCUACAGUCGCACAUGGCGGGCCGCAAGCACCAGGCCGCCGAUGCUGGGCGCGCGCAGCGGGGGGCCGCGAGGGGGGCCGAGGCGCAGGCUGGGCAGGAGCAGGGGGGCCACGUGCAUGACAAGCAGGGGCAUGGGGGGAGGGGGCAUGAGGGGGAGGGGCAUGGGGGGCAGGGGCAUGGUGGGGAGGGGCAUGGGGGGGAAGGGCAUUGGUGGCAGGGGCAUGGAGAGGGGCAUGGAGGGGAGGGGCAUAGGGGGAAGGGGCAUGGGGGGAAGGGGCAUGGGGGAAAGGGGCAUUGGGGGAAGGGGCAUGAGCAUUGGGGAGAGGGGCAUGUGGGGGAGGGGCAUGGGGGGAAGGGGCAUGGGGGAGAGGGGCAUGGGGGAAAGGGGCAUUUGGGGGAGGGGCAUGGGGGGGAGGGGAAUGGGGGGAAGGGGCAUGGGGGGGAGGGGCAUUGGGGGGAGGGGCAUGGGGGGAAGGGGUUCGUGGAGAAGGGACAUGCUGACAGGCAUAGGGGUGAGGGGGGCAGUGGCGCAGUGAAUGGGGAAGAUGGAGGGGGGGGUGUGGGUGGCAUGGGGGGAGUGCAAGGGGAAACGGGGUUGGAGCACGGGGAACAUGGCGGGUAUGGGGGACAGGGGGGGCAUGGGGGGCAUGGCGGGUAUGGGGUGCAUGGGGUGCAUGUGACGCGAUGGGAGUGGGGAAGGGAGAAACCGCAAGUGGAAGAGUGGCGUGAUGGGGGUGUGAAGAAAGAACAGACGGUUGAGAUCAUCGACCUGGAGGAGGAGGAGAAGGUGGAGAAGGAGGAGGAGGAAGUGGAGAUUUUGGAGUUGGACGAGAGUGACAAGGACGAGGUGAAAGAGGAGGGGAGUGAUGAAGUCCCGCAGCAGGGCAAGAGAGCGAGGGCCAUGGGGUGGGCGAGUGUGGGCCCACCCUUUGUGGGGGGGUGGUGUGCGGUGUGUGGGGUGACGUGUCUGAACGAGAGCAACUACAAGUUCCACCUCAAAGGCAAACGCCACCGCUCCGCCCGCGCUGUCUCUCACACAGCCGCUGCUGCUGCUCCCGCUGCGCCUGUACCAUGA
Messenger RNA from Closterium sp. NIES-65, 1989 nucleotides. The record is from the annotation of a GenBank genome assembly. NCBI's taxonomy places the organism in Eukaryota, Viridiplantae, Streptophyta, Zygnematophyceae, Desmidiales, Closteriaceae.